Molecule: messenger RNA, 850 nt
Organism: Paralichthys olivaceus (Japanese flounder)
Lineage: Eukaryota; Metazoa; Chordata; Actinopteri; Pleuronectiformes; Paralichthyidae
Source: RefSeq, a predicted model, not a curated record
AGAAACAGAGAGAGAGAGGCAGGGAGGGAGAGUUAAAGAGGAGGACGUUGAUCAGAGCGCAGAUGGAGGUUGUUUCUUUUCAUUGAGAAUCUGACGGCAUGACGACGACUUCCUGAGAGAGAGAGAGAGAGAGAGACAUCCUACCCUCAGUUUCCACGGUGACGGCAUCCCUCCAUCCUCCUCCUCCAUCAUCUCUCUGUCCAGCUGCUGUCGACUCGUUGGCGUCGUCAGGAUGGGAGAUAAAGGAACCAGGGUGUUUAAGAAGGCGAGUCCCAAUGGAAAGCUCACCGUCUAUCUAGGGAAGAGAGACUUCGUGGACCACGUGGACCUGGUGGAGCCCGUCGAUGGAGUCGUCCUGAUCGACCCGGAGUACCUGAAGGAAAGGAAAGUGUUUGUGACUCUGACUUGUGCGUUCCGUUAUGGUCGUGAGGAUUUGGACGUCCUUGGGUUGACAUUUCGUAAGGACCUGUUUGUGGCUAACAUCCAGGCGUUUCCUCCACUGCCUGAGGAGAAGAAGAGCCUGACUCGACUUCAGGAGCGCCUGAUUAAAAAGCUGGGAGAACACGCCUACCCCUUCACCUUCGAGAUUCCUCUGAAUCUGCCGUGCUCCGUCACCCUGCAGCCGGGACCCGAGGACACCGGGAAGGCCUGCGGAGUCGACUUCGAGGUGAAAACUUUCUGUGCAGAAAACGUUGAAGAAAAGAUCCACAAAAGGAACUCUGUGCGUCUGGUGAUCCGCAAGGUUCAGUACGCUCCAGAGAAACCUGGUCCUCAACCCACAGCAGAAACCACCAGACAGUUCCUGAUGUCAGACAAACCUCUGCACCUGGAGGCGUCUCUGGACAAAGAG